AUGUCUGGGAAGGCCAAAGAUAUCCUACAGCUGGACCUUUAUGGCUUGCUUGGAAUUGAAAACACUGCUACAGCGAAGGAGAUCAAAAAAGCCUAUCGACAGAAAGCUUUGAAAUGCCAUCCAGACAAAAACCCAGACAACCCAAAAGCAGCGGAGCUCUUCCACCAGUUAUCUCAGGCUCUGGAGGUGCUUACCGAUGCUGCUGCCAAGGCUGCCUAUGACAAAAUUUGUGUUGCCAAAAAACAAGCAGAAGAACGAAACCGCAAACUUGAUGACAAGAGAAAGAAGAUUAAGCUUGACCUUGAGGAAAGAGAACGACAAGCAGAAGCUCAGACCCAAGAUGAAGUGCAAAUUACAAGGACACUUGAAGAAGAGAUCACUCGCUUGAGGGAGGAGGGAUCCAGACAGCUUGAGGAAGAACAGAGGCUCAUCAGAGAGCAGAUUCAAAGAGAAAGAGAAGAACAGCAGAACACGGGAGACUACAGUCACAGAAACUCUGGAAUUGGGAGGUGUUCCAGGAGCAACGUCACUCCAAAAUUGAAGUUGAAGUGGAAGUGUAAAAAGGAUUAUGGUUCAAAUGGUGGCUACUGUCAAGAAUUCCUUCUAAAACUUUUACAAAAGUACGGAGAUGUUUUGAAUGUGAUCGUAUCAACAAAGAAGCAAGGAAGUGCAGUUGUUGAAUUUGCAACCGUAAGGGCAGCUGAGCUGGCAGUAAAGAAUGAAAGUGGCCUGAGUGAAAAUCCAUUGAAGAUUUCUUGGUUAGAAGGCCAGCCUGAAGUUGAUCCUGCAUCUCAAUUCCCGUUGACACAGGGUUCCUUGUCCAAUGAACGCGACUACGAGAGUGUAGUGAUGAUGAAGAUGAGGCAGGCUGCUGAGCGACAACGUCUCAUUCAGCAAAUGCAAAAGGAGGAUGAGGAAGAAGGCCUUACGUCCUAG
Nerophis lumbriciformis (worm pipefish) is the source of this 936-nucleotide messenger RNA. NCBI's taxonomy places the organism in Eukaryota, Metazoa, Chordata, Actinopteri, Syngnathiformes, Syngnathidae. The record is from RefSeq and is a predicted model, not a curated record.